GCUUGUGUGUGUGGUGGGGUUGCUUUUCCUUUUCACACGUCACCAGUGGGCGCUUUUUCCUGCGCACAACAUAGCGAACAGAGCCCGGGGAUGCGCUCAACGUAAACAUCGCCUCAGUCAGCAGCGCCGCAGCUGUCCUCCCUUCUCUCUUCUCCUCUCUCUCUCCAUUUCUUUCCUUCCAGGCUGCAUCAUUUAGGAGCGCACGCGAAGCAGCGGACGAGCUCGAGGAAACGCUUCGCCCCCUGCACGCCCCCACCCCCUCGGAUUCCUCACAUUCCCUCUUGAUUGUUGGAUUAUCGGAGGCAGAGAGAGGGACUGCGCUCGUUCGAUCCUGUCCGAGUCGGCCGGCUGUGAUUUCUUCUCCCGUAGCAAAGAGCACUGUCUUCUUUUCUUUUUUUCUUUCAUUUUUGUUCUUUUUCUCCCCCACCAAAAGAGUUGCAGUGUGUUGAGAGAGAAAUGCUUCUGAGUCACUGUAAUCUAACGGAUACUGGACUUACAACUCAAGCAGGUUGAUGAAGAGGAAAAAAAUCUGCAACAUAGCAGCUAUUAAAUUCUUUUAUUCAACGGAGAGCAUUCCAUUCAGAAGCAAUUGGAUGAGAGACUCAUUAGCCUUCGGCAACUAAAGAUGAUGUUACCAUGGAAACAAAUUGUUCUGCUAUCAAUCACCGGAUGCCUUGCAGCCUGUACAGAGGAUGUCAUAUUUCAAGGGCCAAGAUGGAGGAUGGAGCCUGGUGACCUCAUUUUGCCGAUCAACUCCCGGGACCACCAGGCAACUAUCGCCUGUGAGGCAGAGGGGAGCCCCCGGGCUCAGUACAGAUGGUCACUAAACGGAACGCUCAUUGAUCUAGGGAGCGACUACCGGCGUCACAUGUCUGGGGGCAGCCUGAUCAUUAGGAAUCUGGACAAGGACCAAGACAGCGGGAUGUACCAGUGCACAGCUUUCAACACACUAGGUUCCAUCCUGAGCCGCAGAGCCAGCAUUCAUUUCGCAUAUCUUGACAGCUUCAAAACGCAGUCGGUAAGGAGUGCAGUGAACGUCCGUGAGGGCCAAGGAGUAGUACUUUUAUGUGGAGCUCCCCCACAUUCUGGAGAGCUGAUAUUUGCGUGGAUCUUCAAUGAAUACCCGUACUCUGUCCAACAAGACAGCCGAAGAUUCAUCUCCCAAGAGACCGGGAGCCUGUAUAUAGCCAAAGUGGAGCCCUCUGAUGUGGGCAACUACACUUGUGUGGUGAACAACACAGUCACAAAGCAGAAAGCUCUCAGCUCCCCAACACCACUGGUUCUCAGGAGUGAUGGUGUAAUGGGUGAGUAUGAGCCCAAAAUAGAAGUUCAUUUUCCAGAUUCAGUUCCAGCUGCAAAAGAAUCUGUGGUCAAAUUGGAAUGUUUUGCUCUGGGAAACCCUGUCCCAGAAAUAAGCUGGAGGAGAACAAGUGGUGUCCCUUUCCCCAGCAAAGUCAAAAUGAAGAAUUCGAAUGCCGUCCUUGAAAUCCCUAAUUUUCAGCAGGAAGAUGCGGGGAUGUAUGAAUGUAUCGCAGAGAACCGGAGAGGCAAAAAUGCUGCUCGAGGUCGGAUUUCUUACCAUGCUAAACCUCAGUGGCUCCAGACAAUAACAGACACUGCUCGGUCCAUCGAGGAGAACCUCUUCUGGGAGUGUAAGGCCAAUGGAAAGCCAAAACCGUCCUACAGCUGGCUGAAGAAUGGCGAGCAAAUGGUGGCUGAGGCCCGGGUAGAAAUCGAAAACGGAGCCCUCUCCAUAACCGCGUUAAACCUAUCAGAUUCCGGGAUGUAUCAGUGUGUGGCCGAAAACAAACAUGGCAGUGUUUAUUCCAGUGCCCAGCUAAUGGUGUUAGCUUCAGCUCCCAGUUUCUCCAGAAGUCCAUUAAAGGCCUUGCUAAAAGCUCGCUCAGGCAGCGAAGUCACUCUGGAAUGCAAGCCUCAGGCCUCGCCCCCAGCAAUUAGCUUGUGGAAGAAGGGGAACGAGAUUCUGCUAAGAACUGAAAGGAUCACUCUGCUGCCAAAUGGAACUUUAAAAAUUGCUAACGUAACCAAACGGGAUGCAGCUAGCUACACGUGCAUCGCCAAAAACCAGUUUGGAACAGCAAGCGCAACUGGGAAGCUCCUCAUCACCGAGCCCACCAGAAUCACCAUAAGGCCCACUAACAUGGAGAUUAUUGUUGGUGAGAGCAUCGUGUUACCCUGCCAGAUCACUUCUGAUCCAGCUCUGGACGUCUCCUUCUCAUGGGCGUUCAACGGCCAGCUCAUCGACUUCCAGAGAGACGGUGACCACUUUGAAAGAGUGGGUGGGACUGUAUCAGGGGACCUGAUGAUCCGCAACAUCCAGCUGAGCCACGGAGGGAAGUAUGUGUGCGUCGUCGACACGGACGUGGAGAACCUGUCCACCUCUGCCAUCCUGGUUGUCAAAGGUCCUCCAGGCCCUCCGGACAAAGUCUCAGUGGAGGAAAUCACGGACAGCACAGCUCAACUGUCCUGGACGCCCGGAAGAGACAACGGCAGCCCCAUAACGGGUUACAUCGUUCAGGCUCGCACACCAUUCACUGUGGGCUGGCAGACCAUAGACACAGUCCCGGAGGUUGUCAAUGGCAACAUGCUAACCGCCACCGUGGUUGGUCUGAAUGCCUGGGUGGAGUAUGAGUUCAGGGUGGUGGCCCGGAAUGUCGUGGGCCUCGGAGAGCCGAGUCCAGCUUCGGCCAAGACCAGAACAGAAGAUGCUAUUCCUGAUACAGCUCCCACUGAUGUUGGAGGUGGGGGAGGCACAAAGUCUGAAUUAGUAAUAACAUGGGAGCCUCUGCCUGAGGAACUGCAGAAUGGCGACGGCUUCGGCUACGUUGUGGCCUUCAGGUCAGCUGGCGCGGUCACAUGGACGCGGGCAGUGGUCUUAGCGCCCACUGUGUCUCGCUACGUGCUUCGCAAUGACACCAUCCCGCCCUUCUCGCCAUUCGACAUCAAGGUGGCAGCCUACAACAACCGAGGGGAAGGGCCGUUCAGCUCCAUAGCCACGGUGUACUCAGCGGAAGACGUCCCCAGUGUGGCUCCUAAGAGGGUGAGGGCCCGGAGUUUGUCGGCAGCAGAGAUUGAAGUGAUCUGGGACACUCUCCCUUCCCUCCCAGAAAGAGUUCUUGGAUAUGAGGUGAUGUACUGGGAAGAUGACACCAAGCCUGACACUGUUGGCAAAGUGCGGAUAACAGGGAACUACACACAGGUUAACAUCACGGGGCUGAAAGCAAACACGGUGUACUACCUCUCUGUGGCUACCUUCAACACGGCCGGGCCCGGGCCACAGUCACCGCCCAUCAACAACACCACCAGGAAACCACCACCAGACAGGGCUCCGCUUAACAUACAAUGGAGCAUGAUUGGCUCCUCGCUAACACUGCACUGGGACCCCGUAGUUGCCACAGAGACCGAGUCAAAGGUGACCGGAUAUCUGGUGAUACUGAAGAGACACCGAUACAACGACAUCCACACCACCUUCACCAACAGAACCUUGGCCGAGCUCAGCCUCUCAGCCGGCGACAACUAUCUCAUCCAGAUCAAGGUUCUGAGCGAAGGCGGUGAAGGCGUGGGCAGUGAACCCAUACACAUCCACAAAUUAAGCAUGGGAGCUCGGGGUUCUGGAGCCAGCAGUCUCGGACGUUUGUCUUGCUCCUUGGUCCUUAUUGGUGCAUUCUUAUGCUCCGUCUGGUGAUGUCACGCUUCUGCCUGUCUUCUGUCAUCCCUUCAUUCAGCUUAACGCCCCUAAGAUGGAUAAAGAUCCUGGUUUCAGAAGGGGGAAACGAACCAGAUCACGCUGAACUUUGUUUAAAUAGCCACCCAAAAGACAAGUGAUGAAUUACUUGCAUGAUUUUUUUUUCUUACUUGCAACUUCUUCCUUUGACAAAAAAGUGCCACCCUCCUUGAGAUUUCAUUUUAGAAGUUGCUUAUAUCCCGAAUUAACCUUGGUUUAUGAUUUUAGACAUGGAAUUGCCUUAAAAUCCACUUUGAUGAAAUGGUCCAUACCAAAGUAGGCAACAGUGGCUGCUUCAACCUUAAACAAACAUGUUUGCAAAAAAAAAUAAUACAUUUUUCAUCACAAUGUAGUUUACAUAUUAAUCAUUGGCUGCGCCCAUAAUUGAGCUUGUCAGGUUAACCUAAAAGCAUUCAUUCAGAACAUGUGGUUCACCAAAUUGAUGGUAAUACCUUGGAAAACUAUUCACACCCUUUGAACUUUUUUUUUAUUUUGUCAGAAAAUCAACAUCCCUAUAUUUUUAUUAAUUUCUUAUUUAACAGACUAAAUAAGUGGAGCACAUUAAAUGGAAGGAACUUGAUGAAUUGCUUUCAAAAACGUACUAACGAUCCGCCAAUAUUAAAAUUUGGGACGAUAUCUGACAUUAAUAUUGCUCGAGGCAGUAGAGGAUAUUGCUGGCAAGCUGUUAAUAAACCCUGGCUAGCUAACUAGAUGCUUUUUAGCAUCUAUUGUUGGUAAGUGCAAAUGAUGGUCAGUUGGGCUGGAUGACAUUCAUCUUUGCUACCUUCUCACUUCUGUUGCAACCCAUUCAAGGUUACGUGCAUUUUGGACAACAAAGCUCGGCUCUACCACAUUCAACCAUAAAAUAUGCAAUUUUCUUCUGUACAUUGUCAUAAUGCAAGUGUUAAAUUGCAUUCAUACUGGUCUUAAAAAGUCUUAUAUUCACUCCACUUCCCAGUUAUGUGCUACUUUGUGUUGGCCUAUUUCAUAAAAUGUGAACAAAAUACAUUGUAUUAAUGUGACACAAAAAAAAAAAGUCAAGGGGUUUGGAUAAUAUUGCAAUGUGCUGAAGUCAUAUCCAUUGCAGCUAUGAAAAGCUUUCCCAGGCUUUGUCAAAUAUACGAAUGCUGCAUAAUUGAUCAACUGUGCCUGAAACCCACUUAUCUCUGACGACUGAAAUAUUAUUGAAUCUGUUAGAGUCACAGGCUCGUGAGCUUUAGACCCCUUCCACAACACUCUGAUAGAUCUUGGCAUUUUGCUCUCCAUCUCAUGCUCCUCUAAAUAAUUAAUGCCUAUCACACUCUGCAUUCUGAGUCCAGUGAGGGAAAAAAAAAAGAAGAGCAGACAUGUGGUGUAGCUACAUCGAGCCGAUCUCUCGUGUACUAUUCCAUCUCUACAUGGAGAUGGCCGGCCUUCUAUGAUGAGCACCUGCCACUGCGCACAAUGGACCGCCAGAUAACAGUGCCUUCACUAAAGUUUCGCCCCAGUGUUUUUCUUUCUUUCUCCUCUCUUUUAAAUAGAGUACAGAAGGAUUCAUGUUGCGACAGGGGAAUUGUUUGCUUUUCUGAAGAGUAUCGCCAACAAAAGACAGGAAACUCAGAUUGUAAGAAGAAGCAGGCCCUUAUCAGAAAUGGCUGAUUACAUUUUCAUCAGAGCAGGGAGCAUCUUUGAUGGAAAAAAAAGGUCGGCUGAUUCACAAAAGCUUCAAUAGAUUUAAAUUUUCGAUCUUGGUGUUUAUGACAAUGUACGACUCGAUCCGUAUCAUGAUUUAGGAGCUAUUAAUGUAUGUGGUAAUGGCAGGUGUAAUCGGUGCGCAAGGUGUGGCUGUCUAAAAUCACAGCCAGCCCCUCAUUUUACCUCCAUGUGUUGGACACGCUGGGCUGAAGAGUUAACAUUAGUGCUCUGUUGAGGAAGCCCCCAUUUUCCAGCUUGUCGUCAUUCGAACUGGAGCCAAGGUUUGACUCGUCUGGUCUGGGCAACGUUAGCCUGGAGGGUUGAACUUUGAAAAUUUAAUUAUUGUGCCUUUGCCAAAUGUUGGGGUUAUGUAUAGUCCUAAGCUUACAGCCUUUUUUUGUUUUUGUCUGGAUUUUGAAUUUUCUAACCCUCCCAAAAAAACCUCAGUCAAACAGAAGCACAAGGACUUUUCGGCGACUGGAAGUUAUCACGCCAGUGUCUAAGCAAGUGUUGUGGGACACCAGAGGAAUCAUAAAGCUCCGAACAGCCGACGUGAUCAGGCUGUUGUAUCUGCUCCUCUGACUGGAUUCAUAAAACUCUGCUCUCGUUGAUUAGACUCCUGCAGACCAGUCAAUGGAUUAUUGAUCUUCCCGGCCCAUUAUUGCGGCUGUCACAACUCGGCCAUUUGACUGACUGAUGCCCUUAUGCACCUAUACUAUUGUGUUACAGUCUAUAAUGUUUUAAAUGUCCUACACCAUUUCCACUUCCUCUUUCCUGUUUGACGACUUAGAAGUCAUUAUUUUUCUUUUAUUGGUUUUGCUUUACAAAAUGACAUCCCAUUUCAGAUAAUUUUCUCAGAUUUUUAUUUUUUUGGAAGCUUCCGUUCUGUCUAUUUAGAGACAUAUUUUCAAUGUAGUGAUGAAUCGUGAAUUGCAGCAUUGACCUGAAAUCGACUAUCUAGUUGGCUUUUUUGAGUUGCAUGUUAAAACAAACCCAACAGUAACUGCGUUUCCAUUACAAAUGGGCACAAAGUUUUUAGCUUUAGACGCCUUUCACAGCACUCGGAUAGUGUUUGCGUUAGUUUUUUUCUACUAAUGUAGAAAAGACAGUAGAUAUAACUUGGAUGCAAAUUAUAUUUUAAAAAAAGAAAACGGCACUGAUCGACAAGUCUGUAUUUUCUGAGUUGAGAGUGUUGUUUCUACUAUUGUAGAGAAAACACAAUUUCACAAUUGCAGUGUUUCCAUUAAAUAAACGCAAUUAAAAUCAUACAUGAAUAAAUUUGCUUAUGCAAUAAGUCAUUAAAAAAAUAUGCAGCGCCAUCCUCCUCCAACUACUUCUUGUUGUCUAGUUCAUGGUUUGUGCCAGUGCCACAGGUUGAUUAUUUGACCUGUGCGAGGAGAACAAAGUGUUUCCAUUGAAGUUUUGAUACAUCUAAAAACCCAACUCAUCAUAGCACCAAAACUUGUUUUUUCAAAAUUGCCAUUUUUGCAUUAUGCUAAUUUAUUUUCCAAAUGUCAAAUUGCACAAUUCUAAUGGAAACACAGCUACUGUUCUCUUAUGGUAGUUGAGCUGUUUUUAUUAUUGUCAAUAGUAUAUGAAGCCAGUCACAGUAGGACUUAAAAACUGUAACAUCCACGUUUAGAUUUGCUUUUUUCAUUGAAAUCAAGUGGGGUUUUUUUACCUACAUUAAUGUUUGUGAAAGAUUGGAACAACUGAAAAUUGACCACACUAAUAUUACUAUGCAUCUGGUAAUAUCUACUUUAAUUCAACCCUAAAUAUUAAUUUACAUAUUAAUAACCAGCAUCUCAUUUUAUGCAAUAUAUGAGUUUAAUUUUCGAAUACCACAACUGCUAAUGAGCUUUAUUAACAUUAAGCUUGUAAGUCAAUUAGCACCAUAAUAUCUCUUUGUUAGUGUAGCAGUGAGUUUUUCAGUAAUGCAGUGCUGCAUCAACUUAGCAACACAAGAGGAAACACAGCAUUAACGAGAACAUGACAAUUUGCAUUAUCCAAACAUUGUAUGAAUUGCACAGUUUGAAUGAUUCUGUAAUCAAUAUAGAACUCUUUAGUCCAAGUUUAAUUCAAUGUAUCAACAUUUUUCUCAGUUGAAAUAAUUCUAAUAGGGCCAUUUCAGUCACAUUUACAUCAGGUGUUGGCCAGGAAUCAACUAAGUGUAAUCCUCGGAUACAAAGAAAUCAAUGCAGAAUACUCCACUAAUGAAGUUAUGGGUAAACAAAGGCCACUGGGAGAGCUGUUGGACAUAUGAAGAAAUUGAUUUUAAAGAAAGUUUUCUGCUGCUUUAUGCAAAUCCGCUGGUUUAAUAAUAAGCUCAUUAGCAAAUAUUGCAAAGAGUGGUAAAGAAAGUUUUACAAAAAUAAAUUGUACUGUUAUAAAACAUAAUAUUCCACUGAGCACAGUGGGGACAAAAUUUUGAAGUGAAAACACAAUUUCAUCAUAAAUAAGACAUAGUCAGAUGUCUCUUAUAAGAGGCAUCUGACUAUGCAAACAAAUAUAAAAAAUCUAAAGAGUCGUCCUAGAACCAAUGAGAACUUUCAGAGAGAAAUGAAAGGUAAUUUUUUUUAUAUGAAGAUGAGUAAACAACUCCACUACACUCACUGCACAAGACUCCACUGCUGAAGGAAAAACCUGCUGAUGCUUGUUUAGAGUUUACUGUAGGGGAUUUAGACAAGUCUGUGAAAUACUGGAGAAUAUAAUCUGGUCAGAUGAGGCCAUAGCUGAACUUGCUGCAUGUCAAUUCACCAUGUCUGUAUGAGUAAUGGUGCUGGGUGCAGUAUCGUAUUAUACAUGGUUCUGGCAAACGUCACGUAACUGAAAGACGUAUGAAUGGAUAACUGUACACUGGAACUUUUUAAGAAUCAAUGUGAAACAAGUGUGACUUUCAUCCCAAACACAACAAAAAGAAAGCAUUAGAGAAGGAAAUAACAGUUUGAAUGGUCCUUGUAUUCAAUUGAAAAUCUUCAGAGAUUAUCCCUCACUUCAUUUGUAGACUAAUUUGCUUUAAUCCCAUUUAUGUGUGAGUUGUUUUAUCUGGUGUGAAUUCACUCUACGUGUGCUCAAUAUUUAGACAAUAUUGAGCACACAUAUUUUUUUCAUCAUUUUUGUGUUUAAGUCUCAAAAUGCUUAUGUAAGUCAUAGAAUCUUUCCUUCUCAUUGUUUUUAAUUGUCCAAGUGACCCUAAUACUCUGUUGUACAUCUCAAAGUUGCUGUCACACAAACGAUAGAAAAAUUUAUCUUAUAAAAUAAAUAGUUUUUAGCCAGCUAGAUGUUAUGUCAGUGGUUCUCAACCCUAAUACACGGGCAAACAAUUUCAGGACUAUUUCUUUCCUCACUUGACAAUACGAGUCUCAAUAGACAAAACUGAAAUAGCAGCUUUACUUUUUCAAGAAAUAGUGUGGCUUUUUAGGAUCACAAAGUCUUAUGCCACAUAAUCGACAUCUCAUAGCAAAUCUGCUUUUUGUUUCCAGUUGGGAGUCCAAUCAUGUUUUUCCAGAACUAAACAGUCCUAAAAACAGUAAAAAUGUGUAGUUCAACCACCAGAUGUGGUCAGUUUGUUUUAUUAAUAUUUUCCUUUUUUUUCAUACUUUGUUUUCUGAUAUUAAUUUUUGCUAAGUACAGCUCAACAUCAACAUUUGACACUGUACAGUGUUCUGUUGUGACUUGGCUUCAAAGCUCUGAUAAAAGUGGUCUACUGAAUUUUCAAAGGACAUACCCUAAGUGUCAAAUAGUAUUCUAACAUUUUCAUAUUUUACGUUGUGCAACUGUGGGUAGGGUUUUUUGCUAUUAUUUUUGUUAAAACAUAGUUAUAGUCAAGCCUAAUGUCUUUAAUUCUCAUGCUCAAAUAAGAAAAAAAAGUUGUUUUUUUUCUGGCCUUGUGCUUUAAUUAAUGUUACAAAGUACAAUCUAAAAGGAAGAAAGUGAUCAGUCAGCUUAAUGGAUUAAAACUAAAAUGAUCACAGAGAAGCAAGGUGUCUAUUAAUAUUCACAAGGUAAGUACAGAUAGAUUAGCUUCUGUGGUUGGAACGGAGGAGACAGUGUAUAAUGUAUAUAGCUUGCAUAUGAUUUUUAAAACAUGGCCAUCAAAAACAACCUUACUUCUUUUAUAUAGUGUGUUCUCUGGCUUUAAUACUGAUGUAUUAAUCAAUGAUCUCUGUGAGAUACUGACAUGUAGAGUGGUAUUUUCAUAUUGAAAAGUUAACUGUAUUGUCUUGUAUACUAAAGUUGUGCAUGGUAAUAAUUGUUCAUUUGUGGGGGGGGUUUCUAUAACUGACUUAGUAAAAAUGUUCAUUCCAA
Poecilia reticulata (guppy) is the source of this 9727-nucleotide messenger RNA. It is a transcript of the gene cntn3b, whose product is annotated as contactin 3b. Lineage: Eukaryota; Metazoa; Chordata; Actinopteri; Cyprinodontiformes; Poeciliidae. Gene Ontology annotation, biological process: brain development; axon guidance; cell-cell adhesion. The record is from RefSeq and is a predicted model, not a curated record. Gene Ontology annotation, molecular function: cell-cell adhesion mediator activity. Gene Ontology annotation, cellular component: axon; plasma membrane.